CCCCAAGGGCUUCCCCAAGCUGAAGAAUGACACGUUCCUGCGAGCAGCACGCGGGGAGGAGACGGAGCACACGCCGGUGUGGUGCAUGCGGCAGGCGGGGCGCUACCUGCCCGAGUUUCGGGAGACCCGAGCGGCGCAGGAUUUCUUUGCCACUUGCCGGAGCCCCAAACUGUGUUGUGAGCUGACGCUGCAGNNNNAACGGGGCUGGGUUUGGGACUACUCCAUCCCUGGUUCUUCCAUUCUUCCCUGUCCCCAGGCGCUGGGCAUGGAGGUUGUCAUGGUCCCCGGCAAAGGACCAACGUUCACAGAGCCCCUGAAGGAGGUGGAGGAUCUGCUGAAACUGCGACAGAAGGUGGACGUGACUGCGGAGCUGGGUUAUGUCUUCCAGGCCAUCACGCUGACGCGACACAGCCUGGAGGGCAAGGUCCCCCUUUCUGGGGCGCCUUGGACGCUCAUGUCCUACAUGAUUGAAGGUGGCGGCUCCACUACAAUGGCUAAGGCCAAGAGCUGGCUCUACCGUCACCCCGAGGCAAGCCACCGACUGCUGCGGCUGCUGGCUGAUGUUGUCACUGACUCCCUGGUGGGGCAGGUGGCUGCUGGAGCGCAGGCGCUCCAGCUGUUUGAGUCCCAUGCGGGGCACCUGGGCCCGGAGCAGUUUGAGGACUUCGCCCUGCCUUACAUCCGAGACAUUGCCCGGGCUGUCAAGAGCAAACUGAAGGAGGAGGCGUUGCCGCUGGUGCCCAUGAUCAUCUUUGCGAAAGACGCUCACUAUGCACUGCGCGAGUUGGCCCAUGCCGGGUACGAGGUGGUUGGACUCGACUGGACCAUCCGGCCCCAGGAUGCUCGUGCACAGACAGGGAAGGACGUCACCCUGCAAGGGAACCUGGAUCCCUGUGCUCUUUAUGCACCCAAGGAGAAGAUUGGUGAGCUGGUGAAGAAGAUGCUGGAGGGUUUUGGGACCCAACGCUACAUCGCCAAUCUGGGCCAUGGCCUCUACCCCGACAUGAGCCCUGAGCACGUGGGUGCCUUCGUGGAGGCUGUGCAUGCUCAUUCCCGCCACAUCAACAAGCACAGCUGAGCGUGGGGAUCUGGGGACAGGACUCUGGUUUGGGCAGUCACCCCAAGUAGUAUGUUGUCACAAGGCUUGCUCCAGGCUGGGCUGCAGCAUUAAACCAGCACCUUCUCCACA
Pterocles gutturalis (yellow-throated sandgrouse) is the source of this 1189-nucleotide messenger RNA. RefSeq names its product uroporphyrinogen decarboxylase (gene UROD). Gene Ontology annotation, cellular component: cytosol. The transcript has 8 exons. Gene Ontology annotation, molecular function: uroporphyrinogen decarboxylase activity. The annotation marks the transcript as partial. The record is from RefSeq and is a predicted model, not a curated record. Gene Ontology annotation, biological process: heme biosynthetic process. NCBI's taxonomy places the organism in Eukaryota, Metazoa, Chordata, Aves, Pterocliformes, Pteroclidae.